Molecule: messenger RNA, 2239 nt
Organism: Dothidotthia symphoricarpi CBS 119687
Lineage: Eukaryota; Fungi; Ascomycota; Dothideomycetes; Pleosporales; Dothidotthiaceae
Product: fumarate reductase-like protein
Exons: 5
Coding region: 329-2239 (636 amino acids)
Molecular function (GO): FMN binding; oxidoreductase activity
Source: RefSeq, a predicted model, not a curated record
UCAUGUGUACAACGACGGGGCUCGGCGCCUUCACAUGCGACGCGCAGCCGUACUGAAAGAAGUAAACAUCAAUGCAUCACAGGCUCGGAGCAGCCAUCUCCAUCGGCCUGCGUUCGCCGGUGUAUAACAACUAGCUCGUCAUUCGCUGGGGGGCAGUGUGGAAGACGUUCCCUUACAGCCGAGGCUGGUAACUAGCGUCGAGUGGAGAAUGUAAGGGAAGCUUAAUCCUCCGCGUACAAAGGCCCCAUUCUCCGCACUUCUCUCCCGCAUUUGCACUCACGAGACUUUGUUUGCACUUUCUUUCGUCUCCACAUUUACACACGUCGCGAUGUCUCCACGCGUUAUUGUUGUUGGUGCUGGCUUGUCCGGCUUGAGCGCUGCUCACACUAUCUACCUUGCCGGUGGCAAUGUUGUUCUCCUCGACAAGAACAACUUCAUGGGAGGCAACUCCACCAAGGCCACAUCUGGAAUCAACGGUGCCCUGACAAGGACGCAAGUUGACCACCAGAUUGGCGAUAGCGUCAAGCAGUUUUACGACGACACACUCAAGUCUGCGCGAGACAAGGCGCGACCAGACCUGAUCAAGGUCUUGACGUACAAGUCCGCCGCUGCUGUCGAGUGGUUGAUGGAUGUCUUCAACCUGGACCUGACUCUCGUUUCGCGAUUGGGUGGCCACUCCCAGCCCCGAACUCACCGUGGUCACGAUGCCAAGUUCCCCGGUAUGGCCAUCACAUAUGCCCUGAUGCAGCGAUUCGAGGAGUUGGCUACGGCAGAGCCAGACCGCGUUCAGCUUGUCAAGAAGGCCAAGGUCACCAGCGUCAAUAUUGAGAACAACCGCGCUACCGGUGUCACAUACACAUUUGGCGGUGAGGAGACAACAGUCGAGGGCCCGGUUAUUCUGGCGACUGGUGGCUACGCUGCCGAUUUCACAGAGGACUCGCUCCUGAAGAAGCACAGGCCAGACACCUUUGACCUGUCAACCACCAACGGUGCCCAUGCCACUGGUGACGGGCACAAGAUGUUGAUGAAGAUCGGUGCCAACGGCAUCGACAUGGACAAGGUCCAGGUUCACCCAACUGGUCUCGUAGACCCCAAGGACCCUACGGCCAAGACAAAGUUCUUGGCUGCUGAAGCUCUCCGUGGUGAGGGCGGUAUUCUCCUCAACGGCAAGGGCAAGCGCUUCUGCGACGAUCUCGGUCACCGCGACUACGUUUCCGGCAAGAUGUGGGAGGAGAAGGAGAAGGGCACAUGGCCCAUCCGCCUCAUCCUCAACUCCAAGGCCUCCAACGUUCUCGACUUCCACACCAGGCAUUACUCUGGCCGUGGCCUGAUGAAGAAGAUGACCGGCGCAGAGCUCGCCAAGGAGAUUGGUGUCAGCGACAAGGAGCUUCAGGAGGAGUUCCAGAGCUACAACGCUAUCGCUAAGGGCGAGAAGAAGGAUGUCUGGGGCAAGAAGUACUUCCACAACCUGCCCCUUGACAUCGACGAUACUUUCCACGUCGCACAUAUGGAGCCCGUGCUCCACUUCACCAUGGGUGGUAUUGAAAUCAACGACCAGGCACAGUGCUUGAACAACGAUGGCAAGCCAUUCGAUGGCCUGUACGUCUGCGGUGAGCUUGCAGGUGGCGUCCACGGUGCCAACCGUCUCGGUGGCUCAUCACUACUUGGCUGCGUCGUCUACGGUCGUGUAGCUGGUGACUCUGCGUCCAAGUACCUCUUCCAGCAAGCGCUGAACUCGACUGGCGGCUCGGCUGUCAACCGUCUCGGCCAGAUCUCCCUGCACAUCGACCCAUCAACACCCGGCAAGAUCUCAGUCGAGUGGGGCAACGGCACCAGCAGUGGUGCUUCGGGGUCUGAGGGCCAAGACAAGGUCGCACAGCAAUCACAGCUAUCGGCGGCACCGGUCAUGAAGAGCGGCUCCGACUCAAGCGACCCCGGUAAGGUGACAAAGCCCAACGAGCCGGCCAAGUUCUCCAUCCCAGACAAGGAGUUUUCGCUCGAGGAGAUUGCGAAGCACAACAAGAAGGACGAUCUAUGGAUCGCAGUAAAGGGCAUUGUCAUGGACGUGACCAACUGGACAGACGAACACCCAGGUGGUCCUCAGGCGCUGUUCAGCCACAUGGGCAAGGACGCGUCGGAGGAGUUUGAGAUGCUGCACGACGAUGAAGUGAUCCCCAAGUACGCGCCCGAGAUUGUCAUCGGAAGGGUCAAGGGGCAGGAGGUGACGCUUGAGUAUUAA